Panonychus citri (citrus red mite) is the source of this 1307-nucleotide messenger RNA. RefSeq names its product protein Dr1-like. Bases 420 to 992 code for a protein of 190 amino acids. Gene Ontology annotation, molecular function: core promoter sequence-specific DNA binding; TBP-class protein binding; general transcription initiation factor activity. The record is from RefSeq and is a predicted model, not a curated record. Gene Ontology annotation, cellular component: negative cofactor 2 complex. Gene Ontology annotation, biological process: chromatin remodeling; negative regulation of transcription by RNA polymerase II; positive regulation of transcription by RNA polymerase II. NCBI's taxonomy places the organism in Eukaryota, Metazoa, Arthropoda, Arachnida, Trombidiformes, Tetranychidae. The transcript has a single exon.
AUUAACUUUUCUCUUAUUUUAAAUUAAUGAUUGUUUUGUUUUUCUUCUUCUUCUUGUUAACAGUUAAAGUGUAGAAUCUUAAUUUUCUCUUGUUCUUUUCUGUUGGAAACAUGUCACCUUGUCAAUUUACUCUUGCAACUUGAAGUGAAUUUGUUUCUUUUUUUUUCUCUCUCUCUCUCUGUUAAUGUUCAUCAAUUAAUUUUAAUCAACUUAUUUAGUUUAUUUUGUUUUCUUCUUAUUCUUCUUCUUCUGUUGUUCAUCAUCUUCAUCAUCUUUACUUUAUUCUUUAUUUUCACUUGUAGUGACUUAGUAAGAAGAGAUAAAGAAAAAGAAUAAAUUUAUUGUUCUAUUCUAUCUUAAAAAUAAUCCAACUCAUCCCGACGACACCCCAACAUCUUAAAUAUUAAUUGAAGGACCAAAUGGAGGAGGAAGAAUUAAGUUUACCCAGAGCUGCGAUGAAUAAACUGAUCAAAGAGGUUCUACCUGAGAUUAGGGUGGCCAAUGAUAGUCGUGAAGUGAUUCUUAAUUUGGGUAAAGAAUUUAUUCGUUUAAUUACUAAACAAGCGAAUGAAAUUUGUGAAGAAAAUCAGAAAAGGACUAUGAGCGGUGAACAUGUUCUCCAUGCGUUAAAAAAGAUGGGCCUAAAUGAUUAUAUUUGUGAAGGUGAAAGAGUUUUAAAUACGUGUAAAGGUAAAAAGAGACGACAAUCAACUAAAUUGGAACACUUGGGAAUACCAGAGGAAGAGCUAUUAAGACAACAACAAGAACUAUUUGCUCGUGCUCGAGCUGAACAAGCGAUCAUGGAACAAGAAUUACUACACAAUUCACAAUUCCAACAGCAACUGUUGGUGGCACAAUCACAAUCACAAUUUAAUCUACAAUCAACACAACCACAACCACAACAACAAGAUGAACAAAUAUUCAAUCAACCUGAUCAAUCACAACAACAACAACAAGCGCCUUCUUCCAUUCCUCCAAUUAAAGAAUCAUGAUGAUGACAAAAAUACUAAUCAUUUCUUAUAAUGAAAUUAACUUUAUAUAUAUUUAAAUAUAUCAUAUAAUUUACACAUAAAAGUCAUUAGAGAAUUUCUAAUUUCUCAAGAUUGAUUAAGAGGAAAAAUAUUUUAUUCUUCUGUAUUUAGACAACCACUUUAACAAAGAGCGAAAGAGAAGAGACAAAAUCCAAUGGAAAUCAAUUUUCGCAAUGGUGACAAUCAAGCCUGAAGAAAGGAAAUUAAGAAAUGGAAAAAUUAAAGACUCAUUCAAAUGAACUUUUACAUGUUCAUCAUUUGCAUAUCUGUGAAUUA